ACUAGGAUUCAGCAUAUUGUACUGCCACCUCCAUUAUAUGGUUUGAUGUCACCUAAUCAUGAGUACAUGGAGUGGUUCAGAGAGAGGGGAAAGCGCUACAUAUCACGGAGGGCAGCAAAGAUAGGGCGCAUGAUUGACGGUCUUGAAAUGCUGUAUCAUGCAACAACGGCGGAGGAGUUUCCUCGAUUUGGACUACAGUAUAUCCACGAGGAGAUAGGCCGAAUUAUUGGGAUGUUUCGUGAGAGUUCACGAGUUGAUGAGCCUGGACCUGAGGCACCCCCCGUGCAGACUCAGCCUGAUCCUCAGUUGAUCGUGGAUGUUCCUCGUAAUAGACGGGAGGGACGGGGAUUAGGACGUACACGUGAGAGAGUUGCUGCUGAGCCUGUCCCGAUUAUAGCACCUAGACCAGUGGUCGAGACUCAGGGAUGGUUUAGACCUCCAGCAUUUGGUCCUACUUACGGGUCACAGCCGAUUUAUCAUCACGGAUCGCAGUAUGCGGCAGGUCCUAGUCAGGCGGCGUCUGAGCACCCUUACAUGAGCGGGCAGGAGCCAGUUUUCCAGGCUAGUCCGAUGGCUAUGGCAGGAGCGGAUCCGGCAUCCUCACAGCCUGAUUUCCAGCCCUAUUCACAGGGACUUGAUGCCGAUUACCCCUUUUGGUCUGCAGAGGACACGAUGGAGUUGUAUCGCUCUGUAGGCCUUGUUGCAGAGAGCCAUGACAGUGGGGAGACUCUAGCCACGGAUUCUCACAGUCAGGGACACACCCCUUUUGAUGUGCCGGGCAGCAGUGCAGGACCAUCAGAUGAUUUCAUCCGUGCGGCGAUGGAUGACUUCCACACUCCACCUCCACAGGACCAUCAGGGUGACCCAGUCUGGGACAGACGUAUACUACCAGAUAGGGAUGCACGACAUAGGCCAUGGCCACCGUGGUCCUAGUUUC
Molecule: messenger RNA, 937 nt
Organism: Gastrolobium bilobum
Lineage: Eukaryota; Viridiplantae; Streptophyta; Magnoliopsida; Fabales; Fabaceae
Exons: 2
Coding region: 46-933 (295 amino acids)
Source: RefSeq, a predicted model, not a curated record